CUUCGAUCACUUCCGAAGAAAACGAGAGACCCCGGCCGACGGAUGUGACGUAAAUGUGACGACAGCCUCUUCCGCUCUCUUUUCGUUGAGGCUCAGCUAGCGGCCGGCCUGCAAACAUGCAGAUCUUCGUGAAGACGUUGACGGGGAAAACCAUCACCCUCGAGGUUGAGCCCAGCGAUACUAUUGAAAAUGUCAAGGCCAAGAUCCAAGACAAGGAAGGAAUUCCUCCUGAUCAGCAGCGUUUGAUCUUCGCUGGCAAACAGUUGGAAGAUGGACGCACACUGUCUGACUACAACAUCCAGAAAGAAUCUACUCUGCAUCUGGUCCUGCGUCUGCGUGGUGGCAUCAUUGAGCCUUCUCUCAGACAGCUGGCCCAGAAGUACAACUGCGACAAGAUGAUCUGCCGCAAGUGCUAUGCCCGUCUGCAUCCUCGUGCUGUCAACUGCCGCAAGAAGAAGUGUGGACACACCAACAACCUUCGCCCCAAGAAGAAGCUGAAGUAGAUGUUUUACGGAAUCGGCUGUCUUUGCCAUUUUGUGUUAAAAUAAAUUUGAGAAAAUGGU
Molecule: messenger RNA, 563 nt
Organism: Labrus bergylta (ballan wrasse)
Lineage: Eukaryota; Metazoa; Chordata; Actinopteri; Labriformes; Labridae
Gene: uba52
Product: ubiquitin A-52 residue ribosomal protein fusion product 1
Biological process (GO): modification-dependent protein catabolic process; protein ubiquitination; translation
Cellular component (GO): nucleus; ribosome; cytoplasm
Molecular function (GO): ubiquitin protein ligase binding; protein tag activity; RNA binding
Source: RefSeq, a predicted model, not a curated record